Messenger RNA from Aethina tumida (small hive beetle), 5018 nucleotides. Its product is annotated as zinc finger protein 135. Gene Ontology annotation, biological process: regulation of transcription by RNA polymerase II. The record is from RefSeq and is a predicted model, not a curated record. The transcript has 16 exons. The coding region runs from base 1815 to 4406 and encodes 863 amino acids. Gene Ontology annotation, molecular function: RNA polymerase II cis-regulatory region sequence-specific DNA binding; DNA-binding transcription factor activity, RNA polymerase II-specific. Gene Ontology annotation, cellular component: nucleus. Lineage: Eukaryota; Metazoa; Arthropoda; Insecta; Coleoptera; Nitidulidae.
UUCAGUUCCAAUCCAGCGGCAAAGCGUUUUAAACAUACAUCCCUUCACACCUAACCCGAACCCAAUCUAAACCUACAGUUAUAUAUAUAAAUAUAUAUAAAAAAUUGCAAUAAACCAAAACGAAAAAAACGACAAAAUUCUCCAUUAGAAACAGUACAAAAAUCUUCUUGUGAUACAAACCAUUUCGGCAAACGAUGUUCCUAAUCUUCAGACGCUGCGCCGCUAGACAAAGAACAAUAGAGGAUCAAGGAUAGGAAUAAUAAUUUUUUUAAAAACAACUUAAACCACACACAAAUAGUUUUUUAAUACAAGUUUGGUUUUAUAAUUCAAACGGGCAUACAAGACUUUUUCAACUAACCAAAUAUUCGUUUCGUAUUUGUAUACACAUCACCAAAGGAGAAGAUCAAUUUCUUGAGACUAUCGGGCAAUCAACAAGACAACAAUAAUACAGUUUCAACAAGUUGACCUUUUCGCAAAGCAGUUUUUGAUUUCAUUACGGGCAACACCAUCUUUGGUUUUAUCAGAAGAACAAUAGGGCUACUAUUUGAUUAAACACAACGGGCUUCAAUUCGUUUUUCAACAGAUAUACAACAGAUAACUACAGUGACCAGAGGUUUUCAGUUUCCGAGUUUUUCAUUUUUCCGACGACAAGCUUUUUAAAACCGUUCUAUUCAUUUCGAAACUAAACAAGAAAAAAACGAAAAGAUAAUAAGAAAAAUCUGUGAUCUAUUAAACUGAUAUAAAAAAAGAGGAAGAAAAUUAAGAAUAUUUAUUUAAAGAGUUUAGGUGUACUUUUUUAAGUAACAAAAAAAAAUAUAAUUAUUUUAAAGCUAAACAAAAAUCGUAUUUUUCCAAACUAUCGACUGACGUGCCUUAAUAAGUCGGCCUUAAACUCCCAGAAAACUUCCUAUUAGAAAAUUUGUAUAUUAUUAAUAAUAAAACUUAAUAAAAAAUACAAAAAAAUAUAAAAAAAAAUAAAACAAUAUCGUGGCUUACAUUUUCGGUACAAAAAAUAUUUAAUACUGUUAAAUCUAAAAUAAUACUAAAAACAAAAUAAAAAAAAAACCAUCCCCAAUCGUGACUUAACAAAUAUAAUAAACCCAAAAUACUAAAAACACAUAAAUACGCCUUCGCCACCGACUAAGACUUCAAGAAAUCAAGAACCACACAGAAGAAUUUACAACGUUCCACUACUGAAAAGAGGACAGUGAAUUUUUCUACCAUAUACCGAUAUACGAAACCUAUCUUCAUUUUACGAAGAUCAAGAACCGGACGAUUCCGUUAGUUCCUUAAUAACAAAAAAAAAAAAAACACACAACCCAGGGAAAAUAAACCACUCAACAACAACAACAACAAAAAAAAAAAGAACCCAACUCCCAACCCCGAGUCGGAUUAUACGCGAGCUACGCAAAAAUAAAAAGCGAACAAAAUAAAGGAAAAGCCGGCAACCUGCCUCCCUUGGUGGGACAGUGCGACCGCAACCGAAAAAACGGAUCCACGUUGCGGCAGCAACGACGACUUUCCACCGACAUCGGCCAAAAUUACCGCCAACAUUUUCACCACGGAGGAACAGGGCCUGUUGAGCAACUUAAAGGUCGAACAUGAGAAUCUGGUAGCCAAGUGGUUGCAGAACUCCUUCAAGUUACAGCCCAAGAAAUCCGGUCGUACAAUUAGUUUUGACCUACAAAGUGAACCAUAACUAAUUGUUGUGCCAUUACCGAUAGACUGACUAACUGACACAAAUACCACGAAAUUAGAAACAUCGUUCCAAAAGUAGAUCCUUGAGGAAUACCCACAAGUGUUGUAGAUUAUGCAUGAGUAGUGACGUUGCCGUAAAAAUAAAGUGGGAAAACACCGCCCUGGAUUUGAGGGCCACACCCCUUCCGCCAUUGCAGAUACCCAUGGCGGAAGUGAACAACAGACCCGUCUUCAAGAUGAACAACGACUUCUGGAACCAUUCCAGGGGCCCGCCCCAGAACAUGCCGCAGAACCUCUCCAACUCAAACCAGAACUCCCCGGUGCCGGGCAGCACCAACUCGAUACCGGCCCACUCGCCGUCGCAGCAAAGCAACUCGAGCCAGAUCCACGUGGUCACGCCCGGCGCCCUGGCCCUGCAGGCCGCCAACAACCAGCAGCAGCAGCAGAACCCCCAGCAACAACAGAUGCAAAACAACGCCAUGCAGCAGCAGCAGAACAGCCAGAUCCAAAACCAGCAGCAGCAGCAGCAGCAACAGCAACAGCAGGCGAACGUGCAGCAAAACAGCCAGAACGUACAAAACCAGCCGGGCCAGCAGCAGCAGCAACAACAAAACAACCAGCAGCCUCAGCAGCAGGGCACGCCUCAACAGAACAACACGCCCAACCCUCAGCAGCAGCAGCAGCAACAACAGCCGUCACCGCACCUGGGUAGCCCCAACUCCCAGGCCCACGCCCAGGCCCAGGCGUUCGCCCACCAGCAGAUGCUGCAGCACCAGCAGCAACUGGGCAGCGGACAAAACUCCCCCGACAAGCUGAUGACCGAGAAGAUCGUGAACGAAUUGCAGUUGCUUUCCCAAAUAACGCUGCCGGAUUUCAAUCAACUGCAACGGAACUCGAGCGCCAUCUCCGAACGCACCCUGGAGGAGUGCUGGACGACGCUACAACGUGUGAGUUGGCUACUGUUUAACCGCAUCUUCAUGCACAAGAGUGCGAUGCAGAUGCACGCCAGAGAGCUGACCGGCAGAUCGGAGGUCAAGCCGCACCAGUGUCAGCAGUGUCUGAAGAGCUUCUCCAGCAAUCAUCAGCUGGUGCAGCACAUACGGGUACACACCGGCGAGAAGCCGUACAAGUGUUCGUACUGCGACAGGAGGUUCAAGCAGCUGAGCCACGUCCAGCAGCACACCAGGCUCCACACGGGUGAAAGGCCGUACAAGUGUCACCUGCCAGAUUGCGGGAGGGCCUUCAUCCAACUGUCGAAUCUGCAACAGCACUUGAGGAACCACGACGCCCAGGUGGAGCGGGCGAAGAACCGUCCGUUCCACUGCAACAUUUGCGGCAAAGGUUUCGCCACCGAGUCCAGUCUGAGGACGCACACAUCAAAAGUAAGCCAUUGCAUUGGUCGUUUACAGCAACAUGCCGCAUUAAUUGGAGGCCCGAACGCCACUUCGUGCCCGCUCUGCCACAAAAUGUUCCUCGGCGGCGAGGCUCUCAUGGAGCACAUGAAGCACACGCACAAAGACCCGAACGCCUCCGGUGUCGCCAUUGACGUAAUCGACCCGUAUUUAGCGAAAAGAAGGACCGCCAACCAUCCUUGCCCAGUGUGCGGCAAGCAUUACGUAAACGAAGGUUCACUGAGGAAACACCUCGCUUGCCAUCCGGAAACCUCGCAACUGUCUAGUAGCCUUAGAAUGUGGCCCUGUUCAGUGUGUCAGGCUGUCUUUACUCAUGAAUCAGGACUACUAACGCACAUGGAACACAUGAGGAUGGAUCCCAAGCACCAGUUCGCCGCGCAGUACGUCCUUUCGAGGGCGGCGGCCGAGAGAAGGGAGCGGGAGAACCUCCUUGGGGCCCUCUCCUCCGCCUCUGGCAGCGGAUUGUUGGGACUGGCCGGCAUGGGUACAACAAGUGGUAGUCCGAUGUGCGCCUCACCAUCGCACAGCGACAGUUCCUCAGGAAAUGGCAGACUAUCGUCGGCCGGAUCAGAAGCCGGCGGCCUCAACAACAAUAACAACAACUGCAAUACAAAACUAGGUGAUAUCUUGAGAAGUAACAACGGCUUGCACAACCAGUACAGCGUCGAGGACCAGCUGCACGGUAGAAUGGCCGCGAUAGCGAACAUGGUCAACCAGGGUGGUAUACCGCCAGGCCUCGGUUCGGACCCAUCAGCCGCCGCCAACAUCGCCAACAUCGCCAAUCUUGCCAUGAGAUUAGGAGUCACGCAGCCAAAUCCCGUGAACAACUCGAGUAACCCGUCGACGCCGCCAAUCACCAACGACGCACUGUCAUCGCUCUCCGUCAACGCCAUGAACGCGAUGCGGGCCAGCAUGGACAUGAGAAGCAUGGACGUCAUCAGGAACUCGGUGAUGGACAUGACCUCCUCCCAGCAAAGCCAGCAGCAACAAGAAGCGUUCAGGAUGCAGCACGCGGAAGCGUUGAUCAGAUCUCAGGCGGAAACGGCUCUCAGAUUAGCGAUGAGCCAGGCCCUCCCCCAGCUAAACCAACAGGAGAACAGCCACAGUCCCCUGCGCCACAACGGCAACUACCAAGGUCACCAGGGUCAAUCGUCGCAGCAGCUCAGUCCCGACCUGACCGAAGCCUUAAGGUUGCAGGAGCAAAGGCUGGAGCAGGCGCUGCGCCUGCACGGCAGCGAUCCCAGAUCGUUGGGCUUCUCGCUGUCCAGCACCCAACAAAACCAGCAACAACCGUGAACUUAAACCGCACUUACUGAACACGAAAAAAAUUUAACUAGUAAUGUAAUAUUUUAGAAUUUUAACAAGUUAUAUGAUUGUGUAUAUGCGAUGUAUAAAAAUUUUUUGGAUGAAAUGAAAUGAUAAUGGUACACAACAGCACACCCGUUUCGUCUCAUAGUUUUAGGUUUUAUCUGUUGUUCAUGCCAUGCAGAGCCUUGCGGACGCGUCACGUCGCUUCGCGUGCAAUUGUCGUCGCGGCGCUGGGCCCCUUUCUUUAUUUUUUUCGCGGGCGACGUUUUCGGAAGUUUAGCGCGCACCGGAUGGUCGAAGCUUUGACGUCGGAGGUUUCACACGACGCGACGUUUGUCAGUGUUGUCAGUGCUAAAAGAUGUUCAAGUUUUUAAUGAAAAUUUGACCAAAAAAAAGUGACGAAGGAACAAAUCUAGUCAAACUUUAGGAAAAAGUGAUUCGAUGCCACUAUAAUUAAAACAAAUUGGGAAUGUCGAAUUAAAAAAUAGUGGACAAAUUAAAAGUGCGAAUAUUUUUAAAAUAUAUUUAAAUUAUUAUUUCCUUUCGCAUCUAAAGUAAAUUAAAUAUUUACUGGAAGGAAUGUUUAUCUAGUCCUUUCAU